GCGACCGUAAAUUGUAUUAUUUAUUUAUAUUUCUUUGAUUACUAUAGAACAAUCAAAUUGAAAAACAUUCCCUUCAACAAAAAAUAUAGUUUUCUUUCUUUCUUUUCAAAAUUUAAUAAUAAUUAAAGAUUUUUUUCUUCUAAUUUUAUUUUACAUUACAAAAAAUUUAAUCUUUUUUUAAUACAUAUUAGUAUAAUUUUCUAUUAUUUAGUAAAGGUUUGCUUUUGUUACAAUUUCAUAACUUUGUAAAAGUUAUGAAAUUGUGAAUUGAUUAUAAUAAUUGUUAAAAUAAAUUGUAGUGUCAUUUCUUGUGAUUGUAAUUACGGUACUUUUAGUGUUUAAACUAGAACUUUGUGUAUUUAUAUUGUUCUAAAAUACAAACUUUUAUAUUUAUCAAACAUAAUGCAACCUGAACUUUUGACUAAUAUUAAUAUUUAUCGUAAAUCAUUUCCUCACUUUGAGCGACCUAAAAUAAUAGGUUACAUUGGAAUCGAGAAUAUAAAAUUUGCAAAGCAUCUUAACAAUGGAGAAGUUAGAUUUGAUUUGAACCUACAUUUAGAUAAAGCCAAACAUCGUCCGCAGCAUUUAGAUGUGAAGUUAACAGAUUUGUUAAUAUUCUUAAAAGACCAUAAAACUAGGCUUGGGUAUCCAUUGGAAAAUGCUUUAAAUAAAGCAAUUUUUUAUUGUUACCGUGGUCUUAUGACCUGCAUUGCAUGCACACCAUAUGAAAAUAAAGAACCAUGGAAAAUUGUGGUUAUAUUGUAUAAAGGGAACAUUUAUAUGUGUGCUAGAGACACUGAAGAAAGUUACACUAGAAAACAUAACAUGACAGAAAAAGAUAAGCGUUUUACAUCAUGGGGUUAUAAAUUUGAGCAGUUCCUUUUAUCGGAUAAUCCAGACACAGAGCCCAAUCCAAAUGUGCCUGUUGACGAAACUGAAGAGUUCUCCUUGGUAUUCACAACUAAUUUAAAUAACCACACAGUUGUCUAUGGAGCUGAAAUGGAUGGUAUCCGCUGUGAUGAUAGAUCAAUAUCUCCACCCCCUGUAGGUGAAAAUCCAGAAGCAAUUAUCAAAUAUCUAUCAACAAAAGAAUAUGUUGAACUUAAAACUAACAGGCAUAUAGAAUUCCAUAACCAGGAAAUAAAUUUCAGACGCUACAAAACAAAGAAAUGGUGGUGCCAAUCAUUUCUUGUUGGAGUAGAGACCAUACUUUGUGGAUUCAGGAAUGAUGAAGGUAUAGUGGAAGAAUUGAAGACCUAUAAUAUAAGAGAUUUACCAAAAAUGUCUCAGAAAUUUUGGGACCCGAAUGUUUGCUUCAACUUUCUAGAUACUUUUUUCACUUACGUCAAAAGGUGUCUAGCUCGAGAGAUAAGACGAAAGCACGGUGACAAAGGCGUUGAUAAUUUGCAGUCUCUGCCUAUCAUAACUCUUCUUCUGGAAUGGUCUCCAGGUAUGCCAGUACGAAUAGCUGAACACUACAAGUAUGAAGAUGAUCCUAUAUUACCAGAAUGGUUCAUAAACAGCUAAAUUAUAAAUUAUUGUUAUAUUAUGUAAUUGUAAAUAUAUGUAUAUAUAAGCUGUUUUCAAAA
Molecule: messenger RNA, 1589 nt
Organism: Galleria mellonella (greater wax moth)
Lineage: Eukaryota; Metazoa; Arthropoda; Insecta; Lepidoptera; Pyralidae
Product: decapping and exoribonuclease protein-like
Exons: 4
Coding region: 403-1527 (374 amino acids)
Biological process (GO): nuclear-transcribed mRNA catabolic process; NAD-cap decapping
Cellular component (GO): nucleus; cytosol
Molecular function (GO): mRNA 5'-diphosphatase activity
Source: RefSeq, a predicted model, not a curated record